GAGGACUCGUCCCACAGAUCCAUGUACAGUACCUUGCUGCUGCUCUGCCUGGGAGUAUCUGCGACACACCGAGCAUUUCCUGCUGGGAUUUCAGGCUAAAGCCCUCAGUGCGGUGUCUUCGCGCCACGCGCCAUCACAAUCCACCACUUUGAGCUGCCACGCUACACGUCCAGCCUAAGGAUAACAUCGCGUCGUACGCGUAAAGAUAGUGUCUAUCGACCCACGUGGCCUCGGCGUCAUGGCCGCGCCUCGCGAGGUAUUCGUUAUAGGCACCAUGGAUACUAAAGCGGACGAGCUGCUCUUCCUCGCGUCGCAGCUCAAGCACUCUCUUACCUCACUUUCCUCCUUAAACUCGCCGCACCCGCUGCCGCACCCACCGGAGCCGCCUUUCUCCAUCGUUCUGGUCGACGUCUCCGCGUCGCCGACCUCCUCGCCUCCCGCUACAAGCACACCUCUCUCUACAAUCACUGUCGCUGACCUCCUCGCGUCAGAUUCCGGCGCCACCGCGAAAUCCGCCGCGUCUCUUGCCGCGGAUCGCGGAGAGGCGGUGCAGGCGGUGAGCGACGCGCUCAAGCGGUUCGUGCGGGGGAAGUGGGAGGGGGGCGCGCUGGCGGGCGCGGUGGGGAUCGGGGGGAGCGGGGGAACCGCCAUCAUUGCGCCUGCCCUGCGCGCACUGCCGGUUGGCGCGCCCAAGAUGAUCGUCUCCACUGUCGCGAGUGGCAACACAGCGCCCUACAUCGACACGUCGGACCUGGUCUUGGUACCAUCCAUCGUGGACGUGGCGGGGCUCAACGCCAUCCUGCGCGCCGUGCUCUCCUCCACCGCUGCUGCCCUCGCCGGCAUGCUGACAGCGUGGGCAGCGCUGCCCACCCAGCAGGCGUCGGUCGCGGCGCCCGCUGCUUCUCCAGCUGGGUGUGCCCCUGUGACGGUGGGCGUCACCAUGUUUGGGGUCACCACGCCGUGCGUCACGGAGGUGCAGCACCUGCUCACCAGCAAGGGCGGCACGGGAGGCGAGGGCGGUGCAGAGGGAUUGGAAGUGGUGGUGUUCCACGCGACGGGCACAGGCGGGAGGGCCAUGGAGGAGAACGUUGCCUCGGGACUCAUUCAGGCAGUGUUGGACAUCACCACAACGGAGGUGGCGGAUUUCAUAGUGGGCGGCACCAUGCCGUGCCUGCCGUCCAGAUUUGAUGCCGCCAUUCAGAAGCAAGUGCCCCUGGUACUGAGCCUGGGGGCGCUAGACAUGGUGAACUUCGGAGCAGCUUCCUCUGUGCCCAAGGAGUUUGAGGGGCGCAAGUUGCACGUGCACAACCCGCAGGUGACUCUCAUGCGCACAACAGCCGACGAGAGCCGUCGGAUCGCGCGCUUCAUCGCGGGCAAGAUGAACCAGUCGCAGGCGUCCGUCACUCUGCUCAUUCCCGAGGGCGGGCUCUCUGCCCUGGACGCCCCUGGCAUGCCCUUCUGGGACCCUGAGGCUGACGCGGCUCUGUUUGAGGAGCUGGAGAAGGAGGUGCAGCACACAGAGAGCAGGACGGUGGUGCGCCUGCCCCACCACAUCAACGACCCUGAGUUCGCUGCUGCCGUCGUCAGCACUCUCCUCCCGCUCCCUCCAUCCCUGAGCCCCCCCCCCCCUGCUGCCGUUCCUCCUGCCGCCGCUCCCCCUGCUGCCGACCCUUCAGCCUCUGAUGCUCGCCCUCCCCAUCCCUCUGAACCAGCACCCGCCAUCACACCAACCCCUGCCCCCUCCACUGCUCUCCACCCCUCUGUACCCCUCUCCUCCACUCUCGACCUGCCUCCUGCUCUUGACCUCUCCCCCAUCCCCUGGCUGGUCAGCCGCCGCACCGCCAUUCUCCACUCUCUGCGUGCGCAAGUGGUGGCGGGGCGGGCGAUCAUAGGCGGUGGGGCAGGCACGGGAAUAAGCGCCAAGUGCGAGGAGAUGGGCGGCGUGGAUCUCAUCGUGAUCUACAACUCUGGGCGGUUCCGCAUGGCGGGGAGGGGGUCCCUGGCGGGGCUGCUGCCGUUUGCUGAUGCCAAUGCUGUCGUGGUGGAUAUGGCAAAGGAGGUGCUGCCGGUGGUCAAGUCCGUCCCCGUGCUAGCAGGCGUGUGCGCCACAGACCCCUUCCGCCAGAUGCCUCUUUUCCUGCGCCACCUGGCCGCCCUUGGCUUCGCGGGCGUGCAGAACUUCCCCACAGUGGGGCUCUACGAUGGUUCCUUCCGCACCAACCUCGAGGAGACCGGCAUGGGCUACCCGCUCGAAGUCGCCAUGAUCAAAGCGGCUAAUUCCCUGGGGUUCCUCACGACGCCGUACGCGUUCAACGAGGGGGAGGCGAGGGCCAUGGCGGGGGCAGGGGCGGAUGUGGUGGUGGCGCACAUGGGGCUCACGGCCGCCGGGAGCAUUGGGGCGCGCACAGUGUGCUCCUUGGAGGAGGCCGUGGGGAGGGUUCAACGCAUGGCGGAUGCUGCGAGGGCAGUCAAGCCUGAUGUGCUUGUGCUGUGCCAUGGAGGCCCCAUCAGCGGCCCUGAGGAGGCGCGCUACAUCCUGGAGCACACGCGGGGAGUGCACGGCUUCUAUGGCGCGUCCAGCAUGGAGCGCCUGCCAGUGGAGACGGCCAUCACCGAGAACCUGCAGGCGUACAAGGCCAUCCGGCUGCCGGCGUAGUCCACGUGGACCUACUUUGAGUCGACUCGCAAUACGGCUGUUGGUUAGGAUGGCAUACGGUACAAGGCCUUACAUCUGCCAGAUCUGUCCACUGUCUCUAGGUGCACCUUGUACCUAGCUUAGCCAGUAGCACCAAGUAGCUAUCGUUGCAGAUGACGAUGAAUUAUCCACUCCACAUGAAUAAGGUUCCCAUAUCCGCAUAGCAACCCAUGGAUGUGUUAAAUUGUCGAGAGAAUGAUGAACCAAGGGAAAAUGUAGAGGGUUACAAAGGUAGGACUACCCUCUAAGACAGGACCCUAGAUAUCAGCCUUCUUACGCUGAUUCAGGGUAUUUUCAGACUUUUUUUUAGG
Messenger RNA from Closterium sp. NIES-67, 3006 nucleotides. The record is from the annotation of a GenBank genome assembly. Lineage: Eukaryota; Viridiplantae; Streptophyta; Zygnematophyceae; Desmidiales; Closteriaceae.